Messenger RNA from Salvia splendens (bonfire salvia), 786 nucleotides. RefSeq lists its product as uncharacterized. The record is from RefSeq and is a predicted model, not a curated record. The coding region runs from base 122 to 709 and encodes 195 amino acids. The transcript has 2 exons. NCBI's taxonomy places the organism in Eukaryota, Viridiplantae, Streptophyta, Magnoliopsida, Lamiales, Lamiaceae.
AGCAUGUGACAAGAUAGAAACUUGGUUCGAAGCCACAAAUCACCGGUUUAGCAAAUUACGAUCGUUACCGCAGCCCGAGCCAGAUCUUGAUCAGCCCCAUGUUUCUGCACCACUCCGAAAGAUGGCAUGUCCUCCAUCAAGAAAUAAUGAGGCUUCUUGUGGGCCUUCACGUUUUGUUCCCAAGGACUCAGCGGCUCCACCACUCCAACCGCAGCAGCCGAGUCCAGCACCGCCCUUGGAGCUGUUGUCCGACUCCGCACCGGGACCUUUCCAGCUCGUGCCCCCGCCGUCUGUGACGACACCAUUUGCGACCUUUACUCAGCGUCCAGCAGCUGCUAUCCCGAGCUCCAUGAAGAAAGAGUGGGAAACGAAUACACAAGAAGGAAAAGAGCCAAUGAAGAUUGAGAAUAUUAUAGUUGAGUACAAGACUGCAGGUGAGACAACAAAAUCGGACCUUAAGGUAAAAAUGGAGGUGAGGAGAAGCUUGUUUGAAGAAGAGCCGAGAUUAAAGUCUAAACAAUUGGGGAAGAAAGGAGGUGGUUCUUACGUUGGUUUGCCCAUGAUUGCUUAUGUCCAUAUGGAUUUGAAUGUCGGUGAUGUUACAAGUAUGAAUCAUCGACCAACAUCACUCGAUGCUAGGUUGAUUCCUCCGCGCAAUGCAACAUCAUGUUUGGGCAUUCUGCGAGAUUCUGCGCUGCCCGACGGAUAGGUCUUCCGCGCACAGCCAGAUCUUCGCCUCCGCCGAUCCUACGCAAGGACGCCGGAGAAAAGAUACGAACAAGGUUC